This is a messenger RNA of Anastrepha ludens (Mexican fruit fly), 3428 nucleotides long. It is a transcript of the gene Mipp2, whose product is annotated as multiple inositol polyphosphate phosphatase 1. Gene Ontology annotation, molecular function: acid phosphatase activity; inositol phosphate phosphatase activity. Lineage: Eukaryota; Metazoa; Arthropoda; Insecta; Diptera; Tephritidae. The coding region runs from base 118 to 1503 and encodes 461 amino acids. The record is from RefSeq and is a predicted model, not a curated record. The transcript has 5 exons.
CUUCUGCCCCUUGUGCAUCUAUUAUAAUUUGUGUGCCCUCUAUUUUUAAUUUAAACAAAUUUCCUGUUUUAUUUAAUUACAAAAUUUUUGUAACUAUUCCCGGGGAAUACUACAGAAAUGUUAAAGUGCCUCAUGCAUUUACUUUUACUGGUUGUCAGCGCAUGUUUUGUGUUACAAGGUACUGCGAAGUCUGAUUCCGUCAUAAAGUCCCGUGAUAGUUUACUUGUGGAGCAUCCAUGCCCAAAUUUAAAACGCCAUGAAAUCGAGUCUCAUCUGUCAACUAAGACACCGUAUCGUGUAGUGGCUAACUUGGACGAUAAACCCCUCACCUAUUCAGGAUGCCGCGCUACUCGUAUUUGGACCAUUAUACGUCAUGGGACGCGAAAUCCCAGCAAAGAGCACAUUGAGGAAGCCAAGCUAAAACUCGUACGAUUGAAGGAACAAAUUCUUAAGAAUGCUCAAACUAAGUUAUGUCCCGAAGAACUGAUUCGUUUGCGAAAUUGGCAAUUCAAUGUCAGCAGCGAAGAAGAGAAAUAUCUUACUGCAGAAGGCGAGGACGAACUAAUCGAAUUGGCAGAGCGUAUGCAGAAUCGUUUCCCGGAUUUAUUGUUUGACCAAUAUCAUCCCGAUUUCUAUUACUUCAAAUACACAAAAACCCAGCGCACAUUAAAGAGCGCACAGAGUUUUACUAGUGGUCUUUUCGGACGACAUCGUAUCGGAGCUGUUGAAUAUCCGGAAGCAUUGCAUAAAGAUCCAGUAUUAAGGUUUUAUAAACUUUGCAAACGCUGGAAGAUUGAUGUUGAUAAUAAUCCAAAGACAUUUGACAAUGCUGAACGUUUUCUGAAUGAACCCGAAAUGAUUGACGCCGUCAACUUUAUACGUCGUCGCACACAGAUCCAAAAUAUUACAGCCCAAGAGGCGAAACUCAUCUAUACUAUCUGCGGUUUUGAGACAGCUUGGAAUCGUCGGAAAGAUCCAUCAGUAUGGUGCAAUCUAUUUAAUCAGGACACAAUCAAAGCAUUAGAAUUUUUCGAAGAUCUCGAGUAUUAUUGGAACGAUGGUUAUGGUUUUGAAAUUACGCAUCGCAUAGCCUGUGCGGCUAUGGAAAAUAUGUUUGAAUAUAUUGAUCCGAAUUCCAACAAACCAAAUGCUACUUUUUACUUUACUCACUCUGGCACCUUGCUCAAAGUUUUGGCUCAUCUUGGUCUUUACAAAGACGCAGAACCUUUAACAUAUCGAGAUUUUGGACGUGAACGCGCCUGGCGCACCAGUGUCAUUGACACAUUUGCAACCAAUUUAGCUUUUGUGCUAUAUGAGUGCAAUAAAGAAAAUGGAUCGAUGGUGUUAACGUUGCAUCAGGAACGCCCAAUUCGCCUGCCGGGCUGCCCACAAGAUCAAGAUCUCUGCAGCUUGACGACGCUGAAAAAGCAGUACACCCAAAAUGUCUCCAAUUGUGAUUUAGAAGAAUUGUGCCACAAUGAACAGCAUGUAGAGCCGAAUUGAAAACAUACAAAAAAGAAAAUGAUCAUAAAAUAGACAAUCUGUGCAAAUCAAGACAGCGAGAAUGGAGAGAAACUUUGCUAUUGUAAAAAAGCAAACGAACAAAAACUAAAUACCACUAAUUAAAGAAAGCUUUUAUUGCUUGAUCAACUGGCGCUACUUUCGAAUUGUGACUUAAUUGUAAAUUAACUGUUGCAAAUGUCAAAUAUCUUGGAUUAACAAGUGUGCGAAAAUACAGAAUAGGAACACAGCGAUUUUGCUUAUACAUACCUUAGGUUGAUAACGAAGCUGAAUAUGAGUAUACACACAAACAACUUUACACACAUAUACAUAUAUAGUUAAAAUUGAAAAAAUAAAAAAAAUUAAAAUAAGCUAACAUUUAUACACACGUAUACAUACAUAUUGUUAUGCAUAUGAAGAUAUCGACGUUGGCUACCGUAUAUAUAUAUAUAUAUAUAUAUGUAGAGUACUACACGUCAAGGUAGUGCGAAUAGGUUAAAUCGUGAUUUUUAACUUAUUUUGAAAAGAAAUAUCAAAGCAGCUUUAUUGUAACCUCAUAUAAGUUCUUGAAUGGUAAAAAAUAUGUAUAUUACUUGGUGAUUUGUAAAUUAAAGUGCGUACACUUUUACAUACAUAUUUUUUUCGCGAGCACUGCAAAAUCGCAUUCAAUGUGAUUUGCUUUUUUAUAUGUACAUAUAUAUAUAUAUAUAUAUAUAUAUAUAUAACUAUAUAUAUUUGCUGUAUUCUAAAAAUGAAUACAACCUAUCCAGUUUUAACUUAUCCAUCACCUAAAUUAACUUAGUUGCCUAUUUACAAAUGACAUUGUACGACUUCAAUAUUUUUUUUAUUUGAGCUUAAAUAUUAAGAGUUAUGCCUGAAAUAGCAAAUAUACUUACAUUGCUGAAUUUCCCUGGGGUCUCUGAGACGAACGGAAAAGCGUUUAUUUUAAUCGAGCGGUAUCUUUAUACCUAUCAGUCUUUGAUUGUUACAAUGAAGUUGCACACCGGACGAAUGGCUAUAUUUGUAAUUAUUCAUUUUUCUGUAUACAAUAAUGUAAGGUAUAAUAUGAAAACUAGCGUAUUCAUAUAAAAAGUGACGUGCAGUAAAUAUAUAUACAUAUAUAUAUACAUAUUGCAUGCACUUAAUAACUUUGUUAAAUGCUUAUCGUAAGCCAAACGCCGGGAGGCAGAUUUUCUUUGAAUGUUAAAAGAAACCUAAUAAUUAAGAAUUUCAUGAAAUUUUAUUAUUUGGUUUUGUGCUUACGAUAGCCAUACGUUUACAAUUAAAAAUAUGCAAAAAGUCGCAUACACAAUUUAGCAUAUAUAAGGACUAUAAAGGACUACAGUUACAAGAUGAACCAAAUGCAGUUCACACAAAUAAUGGCUGGAAAAAUCGAAAAUAACUAAAAAAAAUUUCCUUAUUAAUUAUUAAUUAACUGAUAAAACUCACAAAAAAUAUAUAUUGUAUAUUUUGAUUUCGAUAUCGACAAGAGAGUGUUAUUUAAUAUUUAAUUUAUUGUUAUUAUUUUUUUUUGUUAACUGGCAAGCGAAUUCGCAACUGAUAAAUUGUAAUUUCUUUGCUUUAGUCACAAAAAUCCCAAUAGACAUUCACUUGUGCUGAACAGCAAUUGGUUCAUAACUGUUUAAAAGCAAUUAUUGUUUGCGAUUUUUUUUUUGUUACAAAUGUUCCCAAAUCAUUGUUUAAUUUUAGCGCCGAAAUGGGUCUAUUACAAUAUAACGCGUUCGAUGAGAAAAUAUAGUAAUUGGAUUUCAUAAAAUGCGCCUUUAUUAAUUAUAUAAUUAUAAAUAAAAUUCAUAUUAUUACAUACUAGUGGUAAUUGCUUGCAAUAUGUAAACUACUUAACUAACUUCUGCGAAAAAUAAACUAAGUACCGUAAUAUUGAAAAAAAAUGUAUAUCUUUUAUUAAU